CUCGGCUGCCAGCAGCGAGAAGCGGCGGGGAGCUUAUGGCACCCAUUAGCUUUACACAACCCCCCGAGGUGUCCUGGCCGAGGUUCUGAGGUGUCCUAGAAUUACAGCCGGAAUGUGGAGAGUACCAGCCACCGGCAGUGAUUUACCAGGGGUUUGAAGAUGAGGUGCAGACUGAGUUGUUAUUCAGUCUUAAAACUAACCAUGUCUUUAAAUGCAACUACACUUUUAAAUGAAGAAAAUGCUCAAGGGCCAAAAAGAAAUAUUGAGUGUUUGGAAGGCCUCGAACUGCAGACUCCGUCAUCAUUUCAAGAUARUCCACUUCAACAAUUACAGUUAGCAUCCCAGGAAGUACUGGAAAAGGCAAAAAGGAGUGGGAGAUCAAAAUGCCCCCGAUGCAAUAGUUCAAGGAUGUUUUAUUGUUAUACAUGCUUUGUUCCUGUUGAAACUGUCCCUACUGAGAAAAUUCCAACUGUGAAGUUGCCCUUGAAGAUUGACAUUAUUAAACACCCAAAUGAAACUGAUGGCAAAAGCACUGCUGUGCAUGCRAAGCUCCUGGCACCUGAUGAUGUUACAAUUUAUGAAUACCCUUGCAUUCCAGAAUAUGGAGAAAAGAGACACGAAAUAGCACUUAUAUUUCCUGGCCCCAAUUCAGUUUCAGUAAAAGAUAUUGCUUUCCAUCUCCAAAAGUACACUAAGAAAGGUGUCUGUGAUAGUGAUGACGACUGUUCCAGAGAGCCACUUCCUAAACAAGCAAAAAUAGAACCUAAAGAAGAAAAAAAUCCAAAUGAAAGCAUCUCAAGCAGCAGGAGUGAAGGCACUAGACUGAAGAAAAUAAUAUUUAUUGACAGCACCUGGAAUCAAACAAACAAGAUAAUAACUGAUGAACGACUUCAAGGAUUACUGCAAAUUGAGUUGAAGACAAGGAAAACUUGUUUUUGGCGUCAUCAGAAGGGAAAACCAGAUACAUACCUUUCCACAAUAGAAGCAAUUUAUUAUUUCCUUGUGGACUAUCAUCAGGAGAUUUUGAAAGAGAGCUACAAAGGACAAUAUGAUAAUCUGCUUUUUUUCUUUUCAUUUAUGUACACAUUGAUUAAAAAUGCCAAGUGUUGUGCAGGAAAAGAGCCUGAUGUGCUCACUGUGAUGAGCACAUUUCCUGAGGUGGAAGCUGAGGACUUGACCCCUCUUGAUAGUGAUCUCUUAACUGUAAGAAGGAAUUAGCAUGCUAGCUUUUGUUGUUACUAAUACUUAUGUCAGAUGUUUUCUUUGUGGUUUACACAGCAAUACUGAUAUCACCUUCAUGGCAUCAAAAGCUUAUUGAAAUCAGCAGAUGGUGUUCAGCUGUGGGGGAGAGUGGCAACAAGACAAAAUGAAAGAGACAUAAAUUGAAUAUUAUUUUCAAGUUAAUUCUGGAAAAUUCUUCUAGUAAUAAAAAAGUGGUCUCUUAAAACA
This is a messenger RNA of Malurus melanocephalus (red-backed fairy wren), 1449 nucleotides long. It is a transcript of the gene DTWD1, whose product is annotated as DTW domain containing 1. Lineage: Eukaryota; Metazoa; Chordata; Aves; Passeriformes; Maluridae. Gene Ontology annotation, molecular function: tRNA-uridine aminocarboxypropyltransferase activity. Gene Ontology annotation, cellular component: nucleus. Gene Ontology annotation, biological process: tRNA modification. The record is from RefSeq and is a predicted model, not a curated record.